AUGGGCGGCGCUAAGGAUUUCGUGGAUGGUCUCAUCAGCAAUCUCAACACCAUCUUAAAAGUAUUGCAGAUGUUUGUAGCAACUGUUAGUUCGUUGUCGCUUCAGGCAAAAGCUGCAUUGGAAGGCCAACAAAUCAAACCAGGAGCGAUGGAAUGGGUGGAUAUUGAUGGACGGCCUGAUUGCUCUGAAAUACAGGAUUACAUGAAGGACCUAACAGGAGCACGAUCUGUUCCGCGAGUGUUCAUCAAUGGAAAAUUCUUCGGCGGUGGAGACGAUACAGUAGCUGCUUCGAAAAGCGGAAAACUCGCACAACUACUUAAGGAGGCGCAAGCCAUAUAA
This is a messenger RNA of Angiostrongylus costaricensis, 339 nucleotides long. The record is from the annotation of a GenBank genome assembly. NCBI's taxonomy places the organism in Eukaryota, Metazoa, Nematoda, Chromadorea, Rhabditida, Metastrongylidae.